Diospyros lotus (date-plum) is the source of this 879-nucleotide messenger RNA. RefSeq names its product tetrapyrrole-binding protein, chloroplastic. Gene Ontology annotation, molecular function: tetrapyrrole binding. Gene Ontology annotation, biological process: chloroplast-nucleus signaling pathway. The transcript has a single exon. Gene Ontology annotation, cellular component: chloroplast. The coding region runs from base 1 to 792 and encodes 263 amino acids. The record is from RefSeq and is a predicted model, not a curated record. NCBI's taxonomy places the organism in Eukaryota, Viridiplantae, Streptophyta, Magnoliopsida, Ericales, Ebenaceae.
AUGGCCAGCCACUCCUUCCACUCCCACUCCCUCCGCCACCAUCCCCACCACCGCCUCCGCCGCCGCCACUCCAUCGACUGCCCUCCCUCAGCCUCCUCCUCCUCCCCCCGCUUCCUCAAACGCACCGUCACAGCCACAGCCGCCCCUCUCUCCCAAUCCUCCUCCGGCGGCGCCGCUUUCUCCCUCUCCCCCUCCUCCAACUCCUCCACCGCCGCGCCGCCCUCCGCUGCGGACUCCAUCUCCCUCGACCUCCUCCACCGUCAUCUCUCCUCCGGCAACUUCCGCCAAGCCGACGAGGAAACCCGACGCCUCCUCAUCGCCCUCGCCGGCGAGGCGGCCCAGAAGCGAGGCUACGUCUUCUUCUCCGAGGUGCAGUUCAUCCCGGAAGCCGAAAUCAAGGCCAUCGACGAGCUCUGGAAGCAGCACAGUGACGGCCGGUUCGGGUACAGCGUCCAGAAGAAAAUAUGGAAGAAGGCGAAAAAGGACUUCACCGCCUUCUUCCUCAAAGUGGGCUGGAUGAAGAAGCUCGACACCGAGGUCGAGCAGUACAAUUACAGGUCCUUCCCGACCGAGUUCAUCUGGGAGCUCACUGACCAGACCCCAGAGGGCCACCUGCCAUUGACGAAUGCUCUCCGAGGAACCCAGCUUCUGAACAGCAUUCUGAGCCACCCAGCUUUCGAUGAUGAUGAUAAUGAUGACGAUGAAGAUGACGGAGAUGGAUUGAGCCAGGGUUUGAGGGGGGGCUCCAAGGCUUUGAGCAAGGGCGGGUUCAAGCCAGACUACAGCUUUUGAUCAGUGGUUUGUGAAGAAUUGGGUUAAUUUUGUACUGAUUUACAGUCUUAAGAAUUGGAAAAUGAUUCCCUGAUUUUUCCCAUAAAA